This is a messenger RNA of Exophiala oligosperma, 2969 nucleotides long. RefSeq lists its product as uncharacterized. The record is from RefSeq and is a predicted model, not a curated record. Gene Ontology annotation, molecular function: GTP binding; microtubule binding; GTPase activity. The coding region runs from base 101 to 2833 and encodes 910 amino acids. Lineage: Eukaryota; Fungi; Ascomycota; Eurotiomycetes; Chaetothyriales; Herpotrichiellaceae. The transcript has 2 exons. Gene Ontology annotation, cellular component: cytoplasm; microtubule; membrane.
CCGAAAACAUCAAACCACACCCAAUUCACGAUCUUACAUUUCCAUCUGUUACCGUCCAAAGUUCAGUCGUUCCAUGAUCAUAAUUCGAUGAAGACCUGUGAUGAGUGGUAGGCUACUCACUGCGAGGGCCGCACCUUUGCUGCGCCAGUCACCGGCGCGUCUCCUUCAUAACCAUGCCUUCUUGACCAGAGCCGGGGGCUUGCUGAGGCCCAAUCGACAUUUUCCUCAACGAAGUUGGCCACUGGGAUCGAAUUCUAUUCACAAUGUCCCCGCCGCUCGAUCAAUAUCUUUCGCCAGGGUGCUACCCAAACUCGCCCUCAAGAUGGCCCGAUUACCUGCCAUGUUUGGGGCCAGCAUGCUAGCGGGUUUGGCGUACAUUCAGUACCAGGCUGCGCAGGCGGGCAACGCUGCGAUGGAUUUCUUUAAAAGAGCCGGAGAGACAGUAUCAGACACAUCAUCCAGUCUGUUUAGUGGAGCGAAGGACAUUGCAGAUCAGAUUGGGACUGGUUGGCAGCGGACAAAGGACGAGGCACAUUUGCCCGAGUGGUUACAACAACUCCUGGAAAAGGGCGAAGGGUCUGGCAAUGGUGGCAGUUCGGGGCCCGAAGGACCCGACCAUUCGAAGGCUGCUGCGGCAGCUGCUGCUUCUGGGGCUGCACUUGGACUCGAGCAGUCGGAUGAGGAAGACGAGCGCUCAGACCCGGAAGCUGCUAGGGAUGACCAGAUGAUGGUUUUGACGAGGAAGAUGAUCGAAAUUCGAAGCAUACUGAAUACGGUCGGCCAAGGAGGUACCUUGACUCUACCGUCGAUUGUCGUGAUUGGAUCUCAGUCAUCUGGAAAGAGUUCAGUGCUUGAAGCUAUUGUCGGACAUGAAUUCCUGCCCAAGGGAUCCAACAUGGUAACCCGACGACCCAUCGAGCUCACCCUUAUCAAUACACCAGAUGCGAAGGCAGAAUACGGCGAGUUCCCUGCUUUGGGUUUAGGCAAAAUCACCGACUUCUCUCAGAUCCAGCGCACAUUGACUGACCUUAAUCUGGCUGUCCCCGCCGAACAAUGCGUCUCAGACGACCCCAUUCAACUUUCCAUAUACUCACCGAAUGUCCCUGAUUUAUCCCUGAUUGAUCUGCCAGGCUAUAUCCAAGUGUCAGGAAAAGACCAACCACCGGAGUUGAAGCAGAAGAUCUCCGACUUGUGUGACAAAUACAUUCAACCCCCAAAUGUUAUUUUAGCCAUCUCCGCAGCCGACGUGGAUUUGGCAAAUUCUACAGCAUUGAGGGCCAGCCGGAGGAUCGACCCUCGUGGUGAGAGGACGAUCGGUGUAAUUACCAAAAUGGACCUCGUCGAUCCAAUUCGAGGUGCUGAGAUCCUGUCCGACCGAAAGUACCCCCUACGACUCGGGUAUGUUGGCGUUGUGUGCAAAAUACCACAGACCGCUGGCCUGUUCUCUCGCCCUAAUCAAAACGUGACAAGCGCUAUUGUCAAGAACGAAAACGCUUAUUUCUCCGCUCACCCAAUACAGUUUGGGCCUCAGACAGAAUUGGCAGUUGGUACACCUACCUUACGGCAUAAGUUGAUGCAUGUACUGGAACAGACUAUGGCCGGCAGUCUUGCAACCACCCGAGAUGCCAUCAUCCAGGAACUGGAGGAGGCUACGUACGAAUUCAAAGUUCAAUACAAUGAUCGACCGCUCAGUGCCGAAUCAUACCUGGCUGAAAGCCUGGAUAGCUUCAAGCAUUCUUUCAAGGAGUUUAGUGAGCAGUUUGGCAGACCGCAGGUACGAAUGCUGUUGAAGGAAGUUCUGGAUCAAAAAGUGAUGGAUGUUCUUGCCAAGAGGUAUUGGAACAGACCCAUCGAAGAUCUAUCUCCCAUGCAGCUGGAAGCAGAUCCUCUGGCAGAUUUACCAAAGGCCGACCCUGCCUCAUUAUACUGGCAGAGAAAACUCGAUGCAUCGACGUCUGAGUUAACGAAGCUCGGUGUGGGAAGAUUGGCAACUACCGUCGUUGCUUCAGAACUUCAGAGUCAUGUGGACAAGUUGAUCUCCUCCUCAACAUUUGCCGCACACCCUUAUGCACAGAGAGCGAUUGUUGAUGCUUCAUCCAGUAUUCUCAACGAUCGCUUCUACAGUACCAGCGACCAGGUUGAGAACUGCAUCAAACCCUUCAAGUUUGAGAUUGAAGUGGAAGACAAUGAAUGGACCAAGGGCCGGGAAAACAUUGGCCGUGUCCUGAAGACUGAGCUCAAAGCCUGUGAAUCAGCCCAGCGUCAAUUGGAAGACAGCAUUGGCAGGAAGAAGCUCAAGGAUGUCAUUGGCUUCAUUGAUCGUGUCAGGAAGGGAGAUGUUGUCCUUGAAGGGGACGGCGCUGGUGGAGCUGGGGGCUUCUCAUCAGCCUUGUUACAACGAGGUCGAGAAGCUGUGUUUCUCCGCGACCGAGCCGAGAUCAUCAAGAUGCGGCUCAUGGCUGUCAAGUCGAAGCAAUGCUCCAAUCUCAAGAACAAAUACUAUUGCCCUGAGGUGUUUUUGGACGUUGUUGCCGAUAAACUGACUUCUACAGCUGUGCUCUUCCUCAACGUCGAGCUCCUCUCCGAAUUCUACUACAACUUCCCCCGAGAAUUGGACAUUCGGCUUGGCCGGCACCUCAAUCAGGCCGAGAUUGAACGGUUCGCUCGCGAAGAUCCCCGAGUCCGCAAGCAUCUGGAUGUCAUUCGACGCAAGGAGAAGCUGGAACUGGUACUCGAGAAAAUCGAGAGUUUGCGGCAAUUGGAAGGGCGGACGAAGCAGCAUUCCAAGUUACCGCCGGUGGCCAAGGAGAGAGGUCGAUGGAGUUUGUUUUAAGACAUGUCAAGAUACCACGUAUAGUUUUAUUGGUAGCGGGCGUUUGCGUCUGUUCGUAGAUCAUGAUGGAUGUUGUGAUGCUCCUCUCGUAUCCUAGUAUAGAUCUCCGGGGCUCGUCCUUGGGGUUUGUCUCGAC